Molecule: messenger RNA, 4022 nt
Organism: Anopheles bellator
Lineage: Eukaryota; Metazoa; Arthropoda; Insecta; Diptera; Culicidae
Product: structural maintenance of chromosomes protein 6-like
Exons: 9
Coding region: 189-4022 (1277 amino acids)
Biological process (GO): double-strand break repair via homologous recombination
Cellular component (GO): nucleus; site of double-strand break; Smc5-Smc6 complex
Molecular function (GO): peptide-methionine (R)-S-oxide reductase activity; single-stranded DNA binding; damaged DNA binding
Source: RefSeq, a predicted model, not a curated record
AAAAGUGCAAAGUGUGUUCCUUCGCCUGGUGCUUUUCUUCGUAAAUGACCAACUUAGUAUCUACCUCCGGUUUGGUGCUGUGUUGCUAAAAAACCAAUUGCCGGUGGCUUGCUGGUUAUCGUGAUAAAGACAACUUCGCGGCCUAAGGCAAAUCUUCCUCCAGCAGCGACCGCCCGGAGUCACUAACGAUGGAAAAAAAAGAAGAGCUGGUCGCAAAGUUGACGCCAAUGCAGUACUACGUGACGCAGACGCAGGGCACCGAGCGUCCGUUCACCGGAAAGUACAACAAAUUCUACGAGAAAGGUACCUACAUCUGUGUGGUGUGUAGCCAGGAGUUGUUUAGCUCGGAAACCAAGUACGACUCUGGAUGUGGUUGGCCAGCGUUCAAUGAUGUGCUCGAUCGAGGCAAGGUGACGCUGCACACCGAUCCCAGCAUUCCCGGGGGCAAUAUCCUAUUGUUAAUCACACAACCAGGCCGCAUGCGGACGGAGGUACGGUGCGCGAAGUGCAGCGCCCACAUGGGCCACGUGUUCGAGGACGGGCCGCCACCGACCCGAAAGCGUUACUGCAUCAAUUCGGCCGCGAUCGAGUUCAUGGCCGCCGGUUCCGAACGAAAGGAUGGAUCGAGUGAUGGUGGCACAAACCCUUCGCUGGCCAAGCGAACGCGCACGGAAUCUCGUGAUGAAACCGAGCUGUCCAACGACAGCACGGAGUCUUGCGAAAAUACCGGCGAGCUGUUCAAUGGCAACGGCAGCACGGAGUCUUGCGAAAAUACCGGCGAGCAACUCAACGGCAGCACGGAAUCGAGCGGCCAAACCGGCGAGCUGGUCAACGGCAAAGAUGCCCCCGCGAAAAAGACGAGCAGCGAUAUUGAUAAGGAUCAGAAGCACUUGGAUUUGAUUGACAACGGCAAAGUUCUCCAGAUAGUUUUAAAGAACUUUAUGUGCCAUAGGUAUUUGUGCGUCCGUUUCAACAAGCACGUCAAUCUGCUCGUCGGUAAGAAUGGGAGCGGAAAAAGCGCGGUUCUAACCGCCCUUACCGUCGGGCUCGGGUGCACUGCUAUUCAAACGAACCGGUGCACCAACGUGAAAGAUCUAAUAAAACAAGGCGAGUCGCAGGCUGUGAUCGAGAUCACACUGGAGAACCAAUACGCCGGUGCGUUUCAGCCGGACCGGUACGGAGAACAGAUUAUCUGUGAGCGAACGAUCAGUGCAACGGGCAGCGGAUCGUACAAGCUGAAGAGCGACAAGGGCAUUGUGGUGUCGACGAGUCGCAAUGAGCUGGAAAAGAUGCUGACGACUUUCAACAUACAAGUGGACAAUCCGAUCUGUGUGCUAAACCAGGACUCGGCCCGUACGCUGUUAAAAGACGCGGACGAAACGAAGCACUACCAGCUCUUCCUCAGGGCGACGCGGGUCGAGUCUAUCAUCAACAAGCUGGACUCCUGCUCCUCGGUUGCGCUCCAAAUGGCUCGGGUGCUGGCGGUGAAGGAGCGAAGCUUGGAAUACAUGGACCAGGAGCUGGAAACGCUGGAGGAGAAAAAACGGGCGCUCGAAUCGGUGGAACGAUUGACGGAGCAGCUCACCGAAAUGCGGACGCAACUGGUGUGGCGCAACGUUGCCGACCAGGAACAGCAGCUGGCCGCGGUGGAUGACGAGCUCCAGCAGCUGCGGCAGUCGAUCGAAGAGCAGGAGCGCCAAAUUCGGAACCGUGCAUCACUGAUCGCAGCGACCGAUCGUUCGAUAAACGAGCACCGGGCGGUCAUCGAGGCCAAGAAGACGGAGUACGUGACGCUGAAGGAGUCAUAUUCGGAAGUGCGGCGAACGGUGCAAGAAACGCAAACACGGCAGGCCCAGGUUGAGCGCACCAUAAGGAAGACCACCGAUCGGCUGGCACGCAUCCAAGAGGAAGUGGCCGGCAUCGAACGGGAGCUCGACGAGCGUAACAAAAGCGGCUUGAGCCAGGUGGAGCAGGACAAGAGGCAAAAUGCAGCGGAACAGGAGGAGCUCGUCCAGAGGAAGAGUGAGCUGCAGGCAACGAUAGUGGACGCUCAGCGCGACGUCGAGGCGAUGCACAACAAGCUGACGCAGCUCAAGGAUAGCCGCGAGGAGCGGCACCAUGCGCGGGUCGCGAAGCAUCACGAAGCGUCACGCGUUGAGCAACAGCUGGAGCGGUUUGCGGCGGCACCGCGCAGCAAGCUGGCCAUCUACGGCACCCAAAUGCCGGCCCUCGACGCCCGCAUCCGGCAGCUGCACCGAGAGGGCAGGUUUUCCGAACUCCCGCGUGGCCCGCUCGGCCAGUAUAUCGAGGUGCGCGACAAGAAGUGGAGCACCAUCGUUGAGAUGGCACUUGGAGCCUGUCUGUCGGCGUUUUUCGUCGCGACCCAGGAAGACUGGUGCACACUUGAUGCGCUGCUGCGCCACGAGUUCCCGGAGCUGAACAAUCGGACCAUCUUUACCGGGCGCUUCGUAAAGGAGCUGUACGACGUGAGCGAAGGGUGCGUGCAGGAGCUGGACGGGACGCACCGGCUGAUGAACCUGAUCCGGGUGCACGACCCGGUGGUGAUGAACCGGCUGAUCGACAGUGUGGCGAUCGACACGAUCCUCGUGACCGAGCAGCAGAGUGUCGCCAUCCAGCUGACGAGCGAGGUCGAGAAUGUGCCCCAAAAUCUGGUGAAGGUGAUCGUCACCGACCCGUGUUCGGAGUUCUAUCCUCAGCCGAAGUACCGCAGUUACGCGGUGCACACGAAACCGGCGCGAUACCUUCAGGUCAGUCUGAACGAGUUAAAGCGGCAGACACAGCACCGUAAGGACCAGUUGCAGCGAGAGCUGCUCGACCUGAACCGUUCGGUCGACGAGGCGCAGGCGGCCCAGAGGGAGCAGAGCGAGCUGCUCCACGAGCGGCAGCAGCAACUAAAGUGCUUCAAGCAGGAGCUCCACACGAUCGAGCAGCGUUUGGAACAGCUGACGGCGGUGGUGUUUGUGGAGGAAACCGAGGAAGCAACGCUACGCAACGAGUUGCUACAGCUGGCCGCUCAACGCACGCAACUGCAGGACGGAAUGGAAGAGAAGCGGCAGGCACUCGGGGCAAUCGAGACGACGGUGCGCGCGGAAGAGCUGGCGGUGCAGGAGAAGAAGAACGCAAUGGCUGCGGUCGAGCGAGAGAUUGCACGGUUGCAAGCGGCGAUCGAUGCGGACCAAACGAAGCGACACGAUCUACAGACGAACGACAAGGAAAAGGUUCAAGCGCUGCAGCGUAUGCAGGGCACGGCAAAGGAGCGUCAAACGGCACGCACCGCUCUCUCGGAGGCCGUCGACCAAGCGAGGCAGGAGGCCCUGGCCAGGGGAGACCGGGUCGAACUAAAGGAUGAUACGACGGUGGAGAUCUUGAAGCAGCAAAUUCAUUCCACUGAAAAACGCAUUCGGCAGGUGAACUCCACAGUAGAAAAUAUCGGCGACGUCGAGCACGAUUUGGAUGCCAAGAGGCGCGAGCGGGACGAAACCGCGCGCUACUGGAAGGCACUUGCGAAUGUAUCGUCGAUGCUGAACCACACGCGCCAAACCCGCUUUUGUGGGUUGCACAAAAUGAUCUCGGCCGCUGGCAUAACCCUGAAACAUAACUUCAUGGUCAUCAUGAAGUUGCGCAACUACGAAGGAACGAUCGUGAUUCACCAAAGCGAGCAGCGGCUGGAAAUGAUGACCAAAGUAAGCAAUGCGGUCUCGACGCCGAAAUCACUGUCCGGAGGCGAACGGUCCUAUGCAACGGUGGCCCUGCUGAUCGCGCUCUGGUCGUGUGUCAGCACGCCGUUUAUCUUUCUGGACGAGUACGACGUGUUCACCGAUCAGGUGAACCGGCACACCAUCACCCGACUGCUCCUGCACCAGGCCCGAAUGCGAGGCAAGCGCCAAUUCUGCUUUCUUACGCCGCAGGACAUGAGCGAGAUCAAGACAACACCCAACAUAACGAUCUACAGGAUGACGGACCCGGAACAUUGCUCUUCGUCGGUCGCCACAUUGGAGUAG